AUGGCCAGACCGACGACAGUACUUCCUCCACCACGAUUUUCAGGAUUUUGCUAUAAUUAUGGACUCGAAGGCCACACUUCUCGUUUUUGUUCCAGACCACAGCGCACACAGUAUCCACAAAGGUCAGGAUCUUCACAUCAGUCUUUCAGGUCUCCCCAGCAACAGACGCCGCCGUUUAUGUCACAGCGACCUCCACUACAUCCUUCCGCCUCACAGCCUUCCUCGAGACCACCUCAGCCAUAUCCACAGAGGCCGCUACAGUCAUACUCGAGGCCACCACAGCAAGGACCUUCAUCGGUAUAUCAGAGACCACCUCAGCAGCCGUCGCCACAGGUUAAACCUCAGCAGUACCAGCAGUCAAGGCAGGGAGUUCAGACACCACGACCACAAGCUCAAGGCCGAGUCUACGCUUUAGUACAGUCAGGAGACGACACAGUACAGCCGUACGAAAACUUGGCGCAACAAUACGAGGGCCCAAUUCAAAGUUAUGAUGUUCUAGCACAGUCUGAGGAUGGAGCGACCCAGACUUAUGAUGAUGCCGCACUCUUAUAUGAGGAUCCAGCACCGCCAACAGGUGGCAUUAUUCAGCCUGACAUCGAAGCUAGCAGCGAUUUAGUCGAAGUUAUCUCCUACUCCCUUAGAUAA
This is a messenger RNA of Magnolia sinica, 645 nucleotides long. Its product is annotated as gamma-gliadin-like. The transcript is spliced from 2 exons. NCBI's taxonomy places the organism in Eukaryota, Viridiplantae, Streptophyta, Magnoliopsida, Magnoliales, Magnoliaceae. The record is from RefSeq and is a predicted model, not a curated record. The coding region runs from base 1 to 645 and encodes 214 amino acids.